CAAAAAUAUCUCCCACUCAUUUAAGCAAAAUUUAUUUUUUAUUCAUUUUAUAUACUCUCGUCCUCUUUAAAAACCCUACCCCCUCACCGCUGCAGAAGUGAGUAGCGAAGCGCCGCAGCUGGUGGACUCGGUAGCCCAAGCCCUAUUCUAAACUAAAGUUGCAGGAUGACCUUGAUAUAGCAGAGAAAGAGCUUAGAUUUUGUGCUUCUAAUGGCGGUUUCAUCCUUGCACUGUGUUCAAUCUCUUGGGUUUUCCUCAAGAGGCCGUGCAUUCUUCCCUGUUGGUGAUUGCAGCAGAGACAAUGCCAGGAAGAGCAAGAACUGUCUAGUUUUUGCUUCUGGGAAGAAAUCUGAUAGAGAUCUGUGCCUUGAAUCCAGGGUUGAGACAUUGUUAGACAGUGUAAAAUGGGACGACAAAGGUUUGGCAGUGGCUAUAGCUCAAAAUAUUGACACAGGAGCCAUAUUAAUGCAAGGGUUUGUGAACAGGGAUGCACUAGCUACAACCAUUUCAUCUCGAAAGGCAACAUUUUACAGUCGGUCACGGUCAUCGUUGUGGACAAAGGGGGAAACCUCCAAGAAUUUCAUCAAUAUCCAUGACAUCUUUCUUGAUUGUGAUUGCGACUCUAUUAUUUACCUUGGGAAACCUGAUGGGCCUACCUGCCACACUGGAUCGGAAACUUGCUAUUAUACAUCAGUGAAUGAUGUUCUAGAACAGAAGCAGACUGAGGGCAGUAGACUGGCAUUGACAACUUUGUAUUCAUUAGAGUCCACAAUUUCCCAGCGCAAAGCAGAAUUAGCAGCGCCGGAACAUGGAAAACCCUCCUGGACUAAACGGCUACUGCUCGAUAACAACUUGCUUUGCUCAAAAAUUAGGGAAGAGGCAGAUGAGUUGUGCAGAACGAUAGAGGAGAAUGAGCACAGUACACGAACUGCCUCAGAGAUGGGAGAUGUUCUAUAUCAUGCCAUGGUUUUGCUGGCACUUAAAGACGUGAAAAUGGAAGAUGUGCUAGAUGUUCUUCGAUGCAGAUUUACUCAAUCGGGUAUUGAGGAGAAGAAGAGUCGCGGGCAACAAAACUAGCAUAAAACUGUAUACACAAUCUCCUUAAUGGUAAUGAAUUCGAGCAGUGUCCCAGUGAAUCCUAGCUGUGGACUUGUGGUUGCCCUUUACAGUAUCAGCUGCAGCAUUGUAACAACAGGCAAUCUUGAGCUGGCCUGUUAAUCUGAAGCUCAGAAACUCCACUGUGCUUCGGCUUGAAAAGCUGAAUGGAGGGACAUGAUUAUUUCACUGUGUAUGACACAGUUUUGCUAAAGCAUGUGGAAUGGCUCUUAUGAGCCUUCGAAAUGAAUAAAAAAUACUGAACUGAAUUGUCAAAA
Manihot esculenta (cassava) is the source of this 1373-nucleotide messenger RNA. Its product is annotated as histidine biosynthesis bifunctional protein hisIE, chloroplastic. The coding region runs from base 211 to 1077 and encodes 288 amino acids. The transcript is spliced from 6 exons. Gene Ontology annotation, molecular function: phosphoribosyl-ATP diphosphatase activity; phosphoribosyl-AMP cyclohydrolase activity. Lineage: Eukaryota; Viridiplantae; Streptophyta; Magnoliopsida; Malpighiales; Euphorbiaceae. Gene Ontology annotation, biological process: L-histidine biosynthetic process. The record is from RefSeq and is a predicted model, not a curated record.